Messenger RNA from Microdochium trichocladiopsis, 425 nucleotides. RefSeq lists its product as uncharacterized. The coding region runs from base 41 to 295 and encodes 84 amino acids. The transcript is spliced from 2 exons. The record is from RefSeq and is a predicted model, not a curated record. NCBI's taxonomy places the organism in Eukaryota, Fungi, Ascomycota, Sordariomycetes, Xylariales, Microdochiaceae.
CAAGCUGAUAUGUUUCGGAGCGAAAUGCGAGAUCAGCUUCAUGAGAAGACGGGAGUGUGCGUCUCUUUAUCAUCCAUUAGUUGGACACUCAAGGCCAUCGGAUGGUCGAGAAAAACCUGUCGUCGUAUUGCUCAGCAGCGUGAUCAAGAGCUACGACUUGCACUUGCACUGGGUGUCAUUUAUAGAUGCGGAACAGCUCAUCUUUGUCAAUCAGUCAGGUUGUGACAAGAAAGCCGGACAAACCCAAAUGGGGUGGUCUCCGUUGGGUCUAAGCCGGUCAAAGUUGAUAAGCUGAAUCGUGACGUUCGAUACCAGAUACUUCCAGCAUAUACCAUCAAAGUUUAUUUUGUCCACAAUUGCUCCAAUACUGCCGUCUAUGGCCAGAGCCUAAGUCAGUCCUCGUGAUGGAGAAUAUAAGCGGGCAU